UUUAUAAUUGUCAUUCAUUAAUUUGUUUAUUUAUUUCAGAUUAUUUAUUUAACAUGAAUGAUAAUCUUAUGUGAAUUACUUGUAUAUUAGAUCCAAAAAAAGAAUAAGAUCAGAUCAUUGUAUUUGUCAACAGAAGAAAAUAAACAAAUCACCACCAUCAUCAUCACCAUCACCAUCACCACCACCAACAACAACAAUAACAACAACAACAACGAGUUGGAUCUAAUAGUGAUCAUUCUAAAAACCAAAUACAAACAUUAAUCUAACUGAAAUUUCAUCUAAUUGAUUACUUCCUUGAUUACAUAACAUUUGAUUAUUAUCAUAUUUAUAUAUAUGUAUAUGUAUAUAGAUUACAAGGGAAUUAUAUAACUCAUAUAAAUGGGGAUACAAAUUAUUGAUCAUUUAUUAAUUUUCUCUUUAUUAUUAUUAUUAUGUCCAAUAAUUAUUUGGGCUGAAUUAUCAUCUUCAUCAUCAUCAUCGUCAUCAUCAUCAUCAUCAUCAUCAUCAACAUUAAUGACUACAAUUUCUCCUGUAAAAUUAAUUAAUUCUAAAAUAAUUUAUUCAAUUGAUAUGGAUCCAAUUGGAAUAUGUCAACCACCAUGUUUAAAUAAUGGAAUAUGUCGUCGUCAUCUUCAUCCUCAUAGUAGUAAUAGUAGUAGUAGUAGUAGUAAUGAUAAUUUAAAUGAAAAUGAUUCAAAAUGUAUAUGUACACCAGAUUUCAAAGGGAUUGAUUGUAGUGAAGAGGCAGAAACAGAUUUAACAAAUUGUCAAGAAUCAACAUGUAAAUAUGGGGGAACAUGUACUGGUACAUCUAAAUCACCAAAAUGUUUAUGUAAAGAUCAUACACGUGGGAAACGAUGUGAAAGACAUGAUCUUAUAUUUACCGUAGAACUUAAAAUUUACGAUAAUGGUAAAGAAGCUGUCUGGCAAAAAGACUUUGAAGAUAAGUCAAGUUAUUUAUCUACUGUAAAAGCAUUAGAUGUUUGUAAACUUCUUAAAUUAAGUAUCAUUCAUGGAUCAAAUCUACAAUUAUCUAGUUCAUUUAUUGAUUGUCAUUUAAUAACUUAUCAUAAAAUAUCUGUAAUUAUAGAAGUUGCAUUAAUAUUAGAUAUAGACUUAUCAUUGAUUUCAUUGAUAACAUCAACAUUAAUACAAAAUCAAAUUAUCACUGGAUUAAAAACAAUCGAUAAAAGUUUAGAUGAAUUCAAAACUAUUUCAAUUAAUGAUAUUAUUUCUGGUAAUUCAUCAACAUUUAAAGUUUAUGUUCAUGAUCCUUGUAAAAACGGAAAUCAUGAUUGUUCAAUAAAUGCUAAAUGUAUUGUACAACCACAAGGUACUUAUAUAUGCGAGUGUAAUCCUUUUACAAUUGAUGCAUCAUUUGACGCUAAUUAUCCUGGACGACGUUGUAUGUGUAAGUAUUGAUUUGAUCUAAUAAUGGUCAUGAUUGUAAUCACAAAUUGAUAUAAGUUAGAUAACUAUUGGAAAUGUGUGACUCCUUAGUAGCGACGCAUCCGCCACUUCACAACUGGGAGUCGAACCUAGGAUUUUCAGCCUUGUGAGUAAACGAUUAUCCUGUAGGCUAUUGAGCUCGAUUCCAAUGGUAUACAAGUUUAACUUCAAUCAAUCUGUUUUUGCUUUGCAUUAAAACGCUAGAAACCCAUAAUGACAACAAUGAUAACAAUGGUAAUAAUAAUAGGUGGUAGUCAGAAAACUCAAAUUACAUAGAGGACGAAGUGCUAAAGAAGACUUGGUAAGUAUCACUUCCAUAACUAUCGUUAACAGGUCUUUAGUGCAUAUGAUAGAUCAUCUCAAAGAGGUUCCUUCCAGUGCGUGAGAAAACGACAGGUCACAAUGAUAUUACUACUUAUACGACAGUAUGUGUAGCCGCGUACCACAAUAUACACAGAUAACUGGAGACCAUAUGAAUGCUCACAUACACUUGGUUACGUGCAUCGUAGACCCCACCACCGGAGUACACAAAAAUAAUAUAGACGCAAUGUGACUGAGACUAAAAUAAUUUUCGCUAACUUAUCAUGGCUCCAGAGGUCGAUUAUUAUGGAGUCACAUGGAUGAGUUCCUGUAUCGUGUACAUUACGAUUUUAGAACUGCAGAGCCUCUCCAUAAUGUUGAAAAGUUUUUAAAGCAAGUUACAGAAGUGCGUCCACUCUAAAUUUUUUGGUUUUUUAUAAUAUAUUCUUACUCCAUACUGACUGUUUUCCAAUUUACUGAAAUUUCUCAAUGUCAUUUGGGAUUCUUUCCAAGGUCAUCCGUAAAUUCUUAUCUUGCUGGUGAAUUCAAUUGAUGAUUCCCAAAUAAGAUGAAAAAUAUGUCUUGGAUCCCACUACUAUACACGAUCCAGCUAUUGUAAAUAAGAUUGAUUAUCAUAUCGAUUAUAAAGAAAAUUCCCUUGGAAUUAAAGACUUUUAGGAAUGGUCUGCUAUGGUUCCAUAGUUUAAUGUAACCAAACUUUGAUCAACAUUCCUCCAUAUUUUCCUACUAGGUAUGGUUAGAGAUUUGAUAAAUGUUACUACAACCGUAUUUUAACGUAUGGUUCAUGACAUAUAGCGAGACGUUCAGUGGCCAACACAAGAUCACUACUCACGCUUCAUAAAGUUGAAAGAUUUAAUGAUAUUCAUCUCAUUUUAGACUGUAGUUCAUUUAUAAGCGGAGAUGAAUGGUGGCUAACAGUAGAAUACAGAAUUCACGUUUCGCUCUAUUUCGUACUCAACAUCUGGAUGUACCUGCAUUCUACAGUACAUGUUCACUCCUGUACUCGAGCUCAGUAUCCUCCGCUACAAAUACCACUAGCUUAUCCAUUUAGAUACUGAAUUCAGACAACCACUGGUUUGUGCAACAGAAUGAAUUUUAAUUGAUGCGCAUUAGUUUUUGAAAUUUAAUGAUUAAUUAUGGAGUUAUAGAAUUAAUAAGAGUUUCAAUGUUAGUAGUAGUAGUAGUAUUAGUAGUAG
Schistosoma spindalis is the source of this 2966-nucleotide messenger RNA. NCBI's taxonomy places the organism in Eukaryota, Metazoa, Platyhelminthes, Trematoda, Strigeidida, Schistosomatidae. The record is from the annotation of a GenBank genome assembly.